Molecule: messenger RNA, 851 nt
Organism: Cydia splendana
Lineage: Eukaryota; Metazoa; Arthropoda; Insecta; Lepidoptera; Tortricidae
Product: fibroin heavy chain-like
Exons: 2
Coding region: 216-851 (211 amino acids)
Source: RefSeq, a predicted model, not a curated record
AAAUUAUUAUUGUCUACGACACUACAAUAUCUCAAUCAAUCCACAAUUAAACUACAUUGUUCUAAAUCGCAAGGUAACAUUGACAUUGUUCUUGUUUUUCCGAUCAAGUCAAUAUUUGUGCUUGCUGGAGGAACGUCAUUGGUCUACGGGUUUUUGGGUAUAAAAAGGCCCAGAGGUUUUUGAUCGGCAUCAGUUCGGUUUCAACUCUCACCACAAUGAGAGCAACCACCCUCGUGAUCUUGUGCUGUGCGGUGGCGUACGCCGGAGCCCAACAAGUCGAUGAAGAUGACGCACUUGCGGCUAUAUGGAACUUGGAAAGCCAAAUGAGUGAAACCGCAUUUGACAAAAAGGAUUCAGUUUCCGUCGAAAACGGAACAACUUACGAAAAACAAACGACCCGAAAGGAGUUCCACAGACAAGUUGCUAAACCAAAUGUCUCAGGAGAAGACAAGAUAGUGAGGACGUUCGUCAUCGAGACCGAUGCUGACGGUCAAGAGACCAUUUACGAAGAGGAUGUGGUCAUCCACAAGGUGCCAGGUGGCGAAAGCACGUCUACCACCACUGGACGCCGCGCCAUUUCAGGUUUCGGUGGCUCUUCAGCCAGCUCUAACGCUGCAGCCAGCGCCGGUGCCCGCCCUGGCCCGCAAUCUGGUUCAGCAUCCUCAUCAGCUAAUGCUGCUGCAUUAGCUCAAUCAGGACCACAAAGACCAAGCGGGCCACGAGGACUAUCAGGCCCACAAGGACCAUACGGACCACAAAAAGGCCCACAAGGUAUUAAUAUAUGUAGCAUUAAGGUGACAGUCCAUUUCCAACAACAGCAGCACUACCAUUCAUUUUACUAUGGAAAUUGA